Camellia sinensis is the source of this 2150-nucleotide messenger RNA. RefSeq lists its product as uncharacterized. The record is from RefSeq and is a predicted model, not a curated record. NCBI's taxonomy places the organism in Eukaryota, Viridiplantae, Streptophyta, Magnoliopsida, Ericales, Theaceae.
AAAUCCUCUCUCUUCAUUCACAUCCACACCCCUCUCCAAUAUAAUUUAGAUUGCUUAGAAGAAAAAAAAAUCAUACCCCAAAAAAACCAAAAAAAGAAGAAGAAACACCUCUCUCCAACUUCCUUUCCCAGGUCGAUGAUGACAACGUUGAUGGGGCUUUUUCUAAUGUAUCGCUAAUUAGGAAACUCAACGAAAAUUGUCAUUGCGAAAUAAAUUCAUCGAACUGGGUAACUUAAAGGGAGUUUCGAGAUGGAGGCGCAAAGGAUGAACCAACUGAUGUUUUUAUGGUCAAGAUUGCAAAGUAAUCGUGUUGCCCUUGUGGGUGGGAAUCACACCGCAUCCAGGUUUUGCACUCGCUAAUAAUUCAUUCCCCUUUCGCUGCCACUCCCACCUCCCUCUCUCACGCUAGCUCUUGCAAUUAACAUUCUAUUCUUCUUUUUUCUAGGAUCUCUUUCAAUACUCUCUAAUAUAGUUUGUGAUACUUUUUCUUUGCUUGCUCAUUUUUUUUUUCCCCAUUUUGCACUUUUCCCAUCAACAUGAGAUUUAUAGCCAUGGAUUUGAUUCAUGGGUUUCGAACUAAACACCACAACAAAGUCAAUAACCAAUAUAAAGAUGACAUUGAUAUGAAUACUUAUACGCAUUUCUUGAUAAUUCGAUUGCCUCAUUCUUGGGUUUUGAAACUGAUGACAAGGACCAUUCUUUUGGCAUUGGUAAUUGUUGCAUUGCCAUGGUUUAGCUCGAUACUUGGAAAAUUGUCUUUAAAUUCUUACGGAACUAAUUCUGAGGCAGAUCAAGCUGCAUUUGAUUCGAUUAAUCUAGAGCUGUUGCCCUUAGUCUUUCACGAUUUGGCAAACGAAGGCCUUUUGAAAGUGGGUGGUAGAGCCUUGUUAGUUGGCAGUGGCAACGACGAAGCCAUUUACAAUUCUCAAAUUAUUAGCCAAAAUGAAAUGGAUUUGAUCUCAUAUUCAGACUCAGAGCGACAAAGCUCGAUCCCAGACGAGACUUUCGACUUUGCUUUCACGCAUGGCUUUCAUGCAAUUGAAGAAUUCAUUGACAGGACUCUCAAGGUAGGAGGUAUUGCCACGAUCCAACUCAGUGAGGACCCUUCGUUGGGAUUUCACAAGCCAUCCAACUAUAAAAUUGUCUACUUGCGCCGAUUUGACUCCACCAUUGUUGCCAUGCGAAAAAUCAGCUAUCCCCAUACAAACUCACCUAAGAAAAGGAAGUUAUGCGGUCUCACAUCAGAGGCAAAGAAGGCAGCCCUUAAUAACCUCGAGGAUGUACUCCUCGAACCACCGAGAGCGGCUUCUGGUAAAUCUAAAACGUACCUUAAACGAACAAGGUACCUACCGGACUUAUUGGGCGAUUCACUUGAAAGCUACCCACGUCAUGUUUUCAUCGAUGUGGGCUUGCCAGAAAAGGAUGGAGCUGCUGGUGAUGCAGGAUGGUUUGCGAAGCAUUAUCCAACGAGGAACAAGGAUUUUGAGAUGUACAAGAUUGAGACUGUACCGGAAGAUUCAUCAUCGUCAUCAUCCUCUGGAAAGGAGUUGUCGUUGCCCCAAAUGGGGAUGUCGGAUUGGUUAAAGAAGAAUGUGCGGGAAGAGGAGUAUGUAGUGAUGAAGGCUGAGGCUGAAACAGUGGAGGAGAUGGUAAAAAAUAAGGUUUUAGGGUUGGUGGAUGAGCUUUUCUUGGAGUGUAAGCAUCAAGGACUUAGUGGGAAGAGCAAAAGUAGUAGAAGGGCAUAUUGGGAAUGCUUGGCUUUGUAUGGAAGGUUAAGGGAUGAGGGUGUUGCUGUGCACCAAUGGUGGGGUUGAUAUAUAUAUAUAUAUAUUAAGAAGUCCAUGGAUAAAAAAUUAAUUGCAUAAAAUAAUACUGAACAGUUUCGUUCGUAAACUUGUUGGAUUGAUGAUAAAUAUAUAGUUUUGAAGAGAGAGAAGAGAGAGAUAGAAAAACUGAAGGAGAGAGAAUGAAAAGAAGAGUAAGAGUGAGUGAAGGGAGAGGGGACUAUCAAAAGUCUCAUUUUGUUAUUUGUUUUGAUUGUGUAUGCUCGUUGUUCUAAGUUUGGGUUAUUCUUGUCAUUUUGUAUUUCAAAAUUAUGAUUAUAUUGAGGGGUUUAUCAAGUUAUAAAAUUGGAGGGGUGUGAUUGGUUA